UACACUACGGACUUCAACAAGCUGUCUUGUCCGUCUCUGUCUAUCUCCCAACCACGCGCUGCUCCUAGUACACCAAAGUUCAAGACUGCAGACAAGCUUUGUUUUGAGUGCUUCGCGUCCUGCCAAACUUUGAUGAUACGUGUUCAGCAGACGAGACAUCAACAAUGGUGCUACGGACUGCAGAUCUGAUGAAGUUUGCAAUUCCAUCCUCAAGACGAAAGCGUAUUUCAAUCAAGGAGUCCAAUGCCCUUUAGUGGUGCUGACCUUGAGAGAGGCAUGGGCUCGCUUGUCAACCACUGCGCUACGCAGUAUUCGGCAUUUUCCUGGGACAAAGAGGAGCAGAAGCUGAUGGAUACUUUGCUGAGUAAGUGUGAGGAUGCUGGUCUGACUUGUAGCAGGGUCUACUUUGUUCGGUCGCGAAUCGGCUUCAGAGCCUUGUCGAAGAUGCUGUUCUAUACCCUCUCCGGGCUGCCAAGUCACCGCUCGCGCCAGACAACGAUGGCGCUUCAGGCUUGCUUUGCAGCCGUCUGUUUUGCUAGUCUCGGCUGCAGGGUUGGCGACUUGUCCUUGUCAAAAGGAUACUCGGGUGAAGAGUGUCUGCAAUACAAGGACAUCUCUGUCGUCGUCAAUGCUCAGUACGGCUACCUCACCGACAUCCAGAGGCACGUCUCGAUCGACGUUACGCUUCGUGCUGAGAAGGGUCACAAGCGCGACUCAAGUAAACGUGUCAUUCGAAUCGGGCUGUUGCCUCUGACGCCUCAUGUCGAUUUCAUCACCCACCUGCUUGUCCACGCUGCUCGACAUGGUGCCAUUGCGCCCGACUUGAGCGUCAACGCUGUUCUCCAGCCUCGGUAGCCAUUGACGCCUGUGUAAGACUGCUGACAGUAGCGCCUGAUUGCGUCAGUGAUACGGAUAAGGGGCUUUGCUAGAAAUGGUUUUUGUCGCUCAUGCCAAAAGGGUGGACAAGACUGUAGAUACGUUCUCAUGAAACGCAAGAAUUCCAGCUAUUUGGUGAACAUGUUGUUAGUGCUGCUGGUUUCUGCUGCCUUAACCAGCACAUUGUUGACAGUUGUGCCGUGGCCAGUCAUGCGACCUGAAAUUAGCGAUCGCGGCGUUCAUACCACAGCGCUUGAUGCCGUGCGAGAUUGACCAAGGCUAGAGACUUCUUUUGAGCAGCCUGACUAGUACUAGAGAGGUUCGAUGACUGCGCCGAGGCGCGCCUGGGCUAGUUCAGGGGUAGGAUGGGUUGU
This is a messenger RNA of Protomyces lactucae-debilis, 1250 nucleotides long. RefSeq lists its product as uncharacterized. Bases 244 to 855 code for a protein of 203 amino acids. The transcript is spliced from 2 exons. NCBI's taxonomy places the organism in Eukaryota, Fungi, Ascomycota, Taphrinomycetes, Taphrinales, Protomycetaceae. The record is from RefSeq and is a predicted model, not a curated record.